AUGAAGCCAGAGAUGGGGUACAACACGAUCACCCGAGAUGACCUGUCCAAGGAACCAAACAGGGAGAAAGUUGAUCAAUCUAUGCUCCAUCAGCCGACUUUGGUUCGAUGGUUCAUUGAUACCAGACGUUGGGAGAACAAAGGCUUUGAUCUUCCCUUGGUCCAAACUCUGACCCCGUCUGACCAAACAGCUGUCAAAAAGUACUUCCACACUUCAGACAAGCGCAUGUCCCUGGCUUCCCAGCUCUUGAAAUACUAUUUUGUUCAUCAAGCUACUGGUGCUCGCUGGGAUGAUAUCGAGAUAAAGCGCACUCCUGAUCCUGAAAGACGCCCGUUUUACGAUUCAACUGUUGAUUUCAAUGUCAGUCACCAGGCUGGUAUUACUGUGCUGGCAGGCACGCGCGCCGGAAACAGUGUUGAAGCUGAAAGCAAAGCGCCUCCUCGUGUCGGUAUUGACAUUGCUUGUGUGGAUGAACCCUCUCGUCGGCGCAACGAUCGGCCUCCGAAAACUCUUGCCGAUUUGACAACUUUCGUGGAGGUCUUCAGUGAGGUCCUCUCGCCUAAUGAACUUCACACCAUCAAGAAUCCUCUUGAGACCCUUCGAAUGGCUUACCAACGUAAUCUGACGGAUAUUGAUCCGAGUAAAAUUGAUGAAGAAGUCCUUGCUCGCUACGGCCUUAGGCUGUUCUACUCGAUCUGGGCUCUGAAAGAGGCGUACUUGAAAAUGACCGGAGACGGCCUCAUAGCCCCCUGGAUCAAAGAUCUUGAGUUCUCCAAUGUCAUUCCCCCAGGCUAUGUUUCAUCGCGCGCAUCUGAAGGGUCCUCGACCGGCUUGCAUGGGCCUGAGCCGUCUGCCAACCCUGCCUUUGCCAUUGCACGCUCCGUGCGUCACUGGGGCUCACCCUAUACUGAUAUAAAAGUCACCUUGAAUGGUGAUCCGGUUGAACACGUGCGCCUCCAGCUCAUCUCCUUUGAGGAAGACUACUUGGUUGCCACCGCUGCCUCCGGCUCUCAUGUCGGAACUGUGUCUAGUGAAAUAACCAACUGGGACAAUCAUCACCUGCCUGGAUUCAUCAUGUUCCGCGAUUCCACACAAGAAUUGAAGAAAAUUCGCAUCGCACCCAUCGCAGGCCGAGAAAUUGGGGACCGAGACCCCUGGCGCGCGCAAUCGGCUAUCAGUGACCCCUGGCUGCCCAUUCAAGAAGUUGACAUUGAUAUUGACAUCCGACCCUGUGCCGAGGGGCGCUGCAAGCACCCGCAGAAUCCCCACUUCAUCUUUGCGUAUGUUGGUUCCCAACCCACCAACUGGAUCCAGUCCGAUGGCCUGGGCCAACAGCUGACUCCGUUUCUUUCCAUAGCGACAUCGAUUUUCAGGCUGCUGGCAUCACUUCUCUUGAAAUUUGAAUCCUUAUCUGCUAGAAACCCAUCCCUCGAAUCUCUCGCAAUUGCAUAUCAUCUUCAUCCUCUCUUUCGUAUCUGA
Messenger RNA from Penicillium soppii, 1479 nucleotides. RefSeq names its product 4'-phosphopantetheinyl transferase family protein. Gene Ontology annotation, cellular component: cytosol. The record is from RefSeq and is a predicted model, not a curated record. The coding region runs from base 1 to 1479 and encodes 492 amino acids. Gene Ontology annotation, molecular function: magnesium ion binding; holo-[acyl-carrier-protein] synthase activity. Lineage: Eukaryota; Fungi; Ascomycota; Eurotiomycetes; Eurotiales; Aspergillaceae. The transcript has a single exon.